Zootermopsis nevadensis is the source of this 1883-nucleotide messenger RNA. It is a transcript of the gene Jabba, whose product is annotated as jabba. NCBI's taxonomy places the organism in Eukaryota, Metazoa, Arthropoda, Insecta, Blattodea, Termopsidae. The record is from RefSeq and is a predicted model, not a curated record.
GAGAGUAGUAACGUCACGUGUCAUCCAGUGGGUUACCCUACCAUGUCGUGCGUGUGUUCGGCCACCGGCUGUCAGAGCGGUUGGUGUGUUCGGGAGGACAAGAACCCAGUGCUUCCAGUUCCAAUUUGAGGGUCUUCUUAUAUCUCGCUUUCCUCAGGGGUUCAGCCCAGUCAAAGUGAUACAACGUGACGUGAAAUUGCAGGUCCAACAGCACCAACGACAGUAAAAUCGGCGAUGCCGGCAGAGAAAACGAGGCUCCGGACAGCGCGCGCGAUACUGGAGCAAAUGGGGGAGCAAGUAGCGAGCUGCCCUCUGGGGCAAAUCUUAUUCCGAGGCGCCGACCGCCUCUUGUGGACGGUCGAAACAUCUUUGCAGUGGUUCGUGGAAUCCGAGGAACCUCACAAUAAUGAGUCAUCUCUUGACGAGAUGCCUCGGUCCCAACCGGUGCGUCCUCUGCCGUGGGCUUUGUUCCUGCCGUUGCUAAUGUGGCUGCGCCUGGUUAAUUUCGGUGUCAAAAUGGUGGCGUCUCUCAGGGGCACGGUACCUCCACACCCCCUGCAAGUGGUGCAUUUCCUCCGGGUUAGGCGCCGGCGCCUACGCGCUCUGAAGUACCAAGGUCUUCAGAAUUUCUGCAGCUGGCAGCUGGCAGAGAAUAGAAACAAACAGGCUGCAAAUCAGUGUGUAGUACUAAAAGUGUUGUCUGUGGGUCCACUGGGUACACUGUUGGCAUUCACUGGUCUUGGUCGAGUACUCUCAGCUCUGCGUGAUGUCACAUCCGCACAGCUUGUUUGUGAGCGAUAUAAACAAUGCUGGUGCUGUCUACUUCAGACAGGAAAUAUGAAAGCAGUGGCAGAAGAAAGCGAAUCCUCUGAUGAUAUGGAAGAUAUGCUACAAAAGAUAAAUCGCAUAUGCAACAACUACACAAGUGAUGAUGACCCAGACUAUGAGCCGCAUGAAGAAGAGGAAGAUUCUGAUGAUUCACUGUCAAGUGAGGACAAUGAAAAUAAGAUGACUGAGUGUAAGGCAAUAGCAGUUAGUGAAGAUACUGCAGCAGAUGCAAACAGCCAGACAACAGCAAACACAGACUUGAAGCACAAAACUAUAGUGCCCUUUCUAGAAUCAAAUAUGUUGGUCAUAUCGUCUCAAGAUAAAAACCAAAGCAAUGAUGCAAAUCAUCACUCCAUAGUGACAACCUUCAAUGCUGCAGAUCAAGCCAAUGCAGAAACUCCACAUUCAAUCAUGAAGGCAGCAGAGGCCAAAACAACCAAUGAUGUUCCUGCAAGGGAUCAAAAUGAGGAAGUAGAUGACAGCUCAUCUACACUCUCCCUGGAUUCUGCAGAGGGAUAUUCAGAGAGCAUGUCACAGGCUUUCUACAGUUCAGUUAGUAGUUGCUGUGUCACACCAGAGCUGCAGGCCACUGGACCUAUUAUGACACAAACAUCUGAGACCCCUGAAUCUGUUGAAACACACCCAAUGCCUCGAAAAGCAGAAGCAAGCCCCAUGAAAUCAUUGGACAGUUUAGUGUCUUUGCUGGCUUCUGAAAAAAACAGUGAUGGCUCCAGUAUAUCAGGGCCAAAUAUGUGUCUCAAAGAUCUGGAAGAGGACACAAAAGAAAGUAGUACAUUUUCAAAAAUUUUUCAAAUUAAAAGGAAGUCUUGAUUGUAGAAGACUUUCGUUUACCAAAUUAAAAGUCACACACCUACACAUAUUGCAAAAUAAGUAAUGUUUGCACUUGUUUUAAUUUGAAUCUCUUGAUAGGAAAUGUGUGUUGUGGCUGUUUUUAAGAUAACAUAAUUUGCAUGUAUUACAACUUUAUUUUUUCAGUUUUUGUGUUUUUUCAUGUACUUAACUGUGAAUUAAAUGGAAUAGUCUUGCUAACUGAA